AUGAGAUUGUACGAUUUUUCUGAAAUUUGCAGAAAAGUUGGGUUUUAUGCCAGUUUCAGUACUAACUUUGUAUUAAUCUGGAUUACUGUCUUUCACGCGAAAAAGCUUUUUGGAGCUUAUAAGAAAAUGAUCAUAUAUAUCUCAGUUUUGAGCACAAGUUUCUCGGGACUAGAAAUGAUCAUGAAACCGUUUACUCAUAACUAUAACGGUGCGCUGUUGUCCUUCAACUUAUGCGAACUAAAUAUUCCACUCAAAAUUCGGCAGAUUUUCAUAUUAAUUUGGUCCCAAUUCUACCUAAUUGUAAUUUCAUUCAUAUCUGUGCAGUUUGUGUACAGAUAUCUGUGCGUAUUCAAUGAACAGAAAACCAAAUAUUUUGACGGUCUUAAAACUAUCAUCUGGAUUUUAUAUCCCUUGGUAGUAGGAACAAUUUUCGCAUUGUCCCUACACUAUUUGUGUGGUUCUGAUGAGUUCACAGAUUCUUAUAUAAGAAAAGCCAUUUUUGAAAACUACGCACUGGAAGUAUCCGAACUGCCACGAUAUGCAAUGGUACCAUAUGCAGCUGAUGGCUCAAUUCGAGCGAAGGGUAUAAUUUUCUUACUCUUCGCAAUUGUUCUCAUCAGUUUUUCAUAUUGCAUUAUUAUAUUUACAUGUGUUCAAAUGCAUCGAAAUAUGAAAAAAGAGCUGAAGAAAUUCUCAACUCAAAAUCAAAAACUUGAAUAUCAAUUUUUCCUUGCUCUCGUUAUGCAAACUAUUGGACCAACUAUUUUCUUAAUAAUACCAACUGGGCCGAUAUUGAUGACCCCAUUGAUUGCACCAAUUUUCGAACUUGAAGUCAAUUGGCAAACUGGUAACUUGUACUCACUUGUUGGAUUCUACCCAUCAUUUGAUAGUAUCGCUUUUAUGAUGAUUGUUUCGGAAUACAAAAUUUUUUUGAAAAAAGUUAUAUGUUGCCGGAUGAAGAAUAACACAGCAGUGCCCAGUUCAGCAGUUGCGGUUUCAACUGUAUAG
Caenorhabditis elegans is the source of this 1008-nucleotide messenger RNA. RefSeq names its product Seven TM Receptor (gene str-67). The coding region runs from base 1 to 1008 and encodes 335 amino acids. The transcript has 3 exons. The record is from RefSeq and is marked reviewed. NCBI's taxonomy places the organism in Eukaryota, Metazoa, Nematoda, Chromadorea, Rhabditida, Rhabditidae.